Molecule: messenger RNA, 1647 nt
Organism: Phytophthora sojae
Lineage: Eukaryota; Oomycota; Peronosporomycetes; Peronosporales; Peronosporaceae
Exons: 4
Coding region: 1-1647 (548 amino acids)
Source: RefSeq, a predicted model, not a curated record
AUGGUGCAGGAUGGCGAGAGAAGUUCUCUCAGAGAACCUCCGCAGAGGGAGACUCACCGCACCGCGCGCAACUCGCGGGCCUCUCGGUCUGAGACAGCAGACCCCGUGGCAGGACUGCGCGUGAAGCAGCAGCAUGUUUCCCCACCCUCCAGGCGACGACUAUGGACUCUCGUCCCGGUAGCGGUGCUCGUCACCACGGUCGCUCUGCUCUUCGUCGUCCAGUUCUCCACAUAUUCCCACCACUUCCACGCACAUCUGGCCAAGCACCGCAUCCUGCGGAGUCUGCAGGAGCAACCAGCACUUCGACUCACUUUCCAGCUCAAGCGGAAGGCCAUGCACGUCCACGGCGCGUCCUCAUUUCAGGUCCUGGCGACGCCCGCGCCAAGGAGCGCACUGGACGACAGGAGCAUCGUUUACAACGGGUUAGCCUCGUUCCAAGAGGAAAAUGGAUAUUCGCACGAGUACGCGAUCGUGAACGGCACGGCUUACUACACCCAGCGACCGAUUAACAAGGACGCAGGGCAGAUGGAAUCAGGAUGCAUUCCGUCCACGUCGGUGCCUCCUAUUGAGACGUUUGCAGGCGAGAACUACGUGCUGUGUUCAAGCUCCUCGUGGUUCCAAGAACAUGAUGGUUUCCAGAUCUUUGGCUCGGAUUUUGACAUUGACGUGAAGUAUGAACAGAUUCCACCGACAAUAGUUGCUCCGCGCGUGCCAGUUGACGCAGCAUCGACCUGUGGAAAGGUGCCAUUCGCCGAGCGUAUCACUCCGUCGAUCCCGUCGCUAGUGACGCGCUCGUUCACCGAGUGGGGUCACCGUUCCCUACGCUCUGAGGAAGCUGAGUACAGUUUCUCGGACUUUGCCAAGAGGUGGCCUUGUGUCUUCGUCACUGGGCUCGCAACAUGGAAAGACUACGGACUGACUACCCAUGACCCGCGGUCGUACUUCGGGAGCAAGUUCCCGGACCACGCGUCAUGUUGCACGAUCAUCCAGUACAUCGUGAUGUCGACUCAUGUGGACGCUUGGAACAAUGCAACAUUCCAACAGCGACUAGCAGACUUGGUGCUCCAGGUUAGCAACUCCAGCAACGCAACCUCAGGAGACAUCAAGGACACAAUCGUGGUCACGCAUUCACUGGCGAAUUUGGCGCUUGGAGGUGCCAUUGCCAAGGGAAUUAUGGGCACAAAUUAUCUGUACGACGCGUGCAAUGGCGAUUUGUCUGGGAUCGUGCAGAAGCUGCUCGAUCUUCUCGGUGGAUGCCCUGUUUGCGCUGCUCGAGGCGCGCUCGCGUGGCGAGGCAGCAACCGCAGCUCGACGAGGUUGAACGCUGAUUAUGAAGCUUCGCAACGCGCGUACGCCGAUAACGUCGAUGCGGUUAUGUGUAGCAACAACUACUCGGGGCUGGUGUCAGUCGUGACGCCCAUCUUCAACGUUGGAGGCUCCUUGAUCCCUCACCACUCGCGUGAGAACGACGGCAUCAUCGAGUUCCAGAGCUGCGCCAAGGGCCUGCCCAAGGACCUCUUCAACGCCUCGUCGAACAGCAAGCUCUACGUGACUGAGCUCAACCACCUCGACACGACCUUCCGCUUCCGAGACAGCUUGUUCAGCGACACGAAGAGGCCAGUCAAGUGGUUCGAGUGUCUUCUGUAA